Lycium ferocissimum is the source of this 1072-nucleotide messenger RNA. Its product is annotated as protein LURP-one-related 8. The record is from RefSeq and is a predicted model, not a curated record. Lineage: Eukaryota; Viridiplantae; Streptophyta; Magnoliopsida; Solanales; Solanaceae. The transcript is spliced from 2 exons. Bases 115 to 771 code for a protein of 218 amino acids.
AUGAGCUGCUCAUUAGCAUUAUCAAAAAUUAUCUAGCAGCCCUCUUUCUUCCACCCGUAAUCCCUACUAGCUAUUGCGUGGUAUCAAUCGAACAUUCUUUCUUGCAGUACGGUGAUGCCAAAGGUAUACCCCAACGCCAACGCCAAAGGUAGUGCUGCAGCUCCAAAGCCCUUAGCCGAUAAUCAUGGCAACUCACCUGUAGUCCUAACCGUUUGGAAAAAAUCUUUGCUUUUCAACUGUGAUGGUUUCACUGUGUUUGAUAACAAAGGGAACCUUGUCUUCCGUGUUGACAAUUACAACGCCGGCACUCAAGGAGAGAUCGUUCUCAUGGAUGCUUCUGGCAAUUCUCUCCUCACCAUCCGCCGAAAGAGGCUAAGCCUGUCGGACUGCUGGUUGGUGUUCGAAGGAGAGACGGAUGUCCAUCCUCUAUUUUCAGUAAAGAAGAACGUCAACCUUCUUAAUAGCAAGUCCUUAGCACAGGUGUAUGAUCAGCGAAAAGGCGCUGUAUCUUCACCAAAGAAGAAGGUAGUUUACGAGAUUGAAGGAUCCUACGGACAACGUUGCUGUGCUGUUUACGACAACAACCAUCGACGAGUAGCUGAGAUCAAACGUAAGGAGGCUGUAAAAGGGGUAGCCUUUGGUAUCGACGUGUUUCGUCUCAUUGUACAGCCUGAUGAAAUUGAUCCCUCAAUGGCUAUGGCCCUUGUUAUCCUUCUUGAUCAGAUGUUCGGAGCUUCUUACAUUAUUACAAGGCGAUUUUCGACUUGUUGAAAAUUAGGGGCACCAAUAAAAAGCGGCUCAAACGUAACAGAGGUGGUUAUCUCCUUAAUUGACUUGUCGUCGAUCAGCAAGUUGCGUAUAUAAAUUCGAUGCAGCUUUCGCCUUACAUGACUCGUUACCAGUUAUUACCUCUGUUUAUUUGUCAUCUGUUUUCAUUUUGCUCCACAGCUUAGUCUUUUCCUUUUAAAUAAAAGACUAAGCUAACAGUGGCAACUGUAAAUCUUUUUGUAGAAGCACAUACAAGGACAAAUAUUCACAACAUAUAUUGAAGCCGCUAUUCCUUUAAUCUAGA